Paraglomus brasilianum is the source of this 489-nucleotide messenger RNA. The record is from the annotation of a GenBank genome assembly. NCBI's taxonomy places the organism in Eukaryota, Fungi, Glomeromycota, Glomeromycetes, Paraglomerales, Paraglomeraceae.
AUGUCAGUGGACCUUUUUUAUGCUUGGCACCGGAACAGAUUCAAUGAGCGUCUUCUCAACGAGACUGUGGAAAAAGGGAAUCGACCCGAACUUGAUGUUUCAGAUGAUGAAUUUGUUCCUCGACCUCAAGUUGUUGCAUCAAGAGAAAUUGGGCAGGGUAUCAUAUACGUUAAUGUUCUGGAUCCCGAAGAGUUUGGUGAAGCGUUUGAAAAAGCCCUUAACUCUGUCUUUGAAGAACAUAUUUCUUUUACAAAACAAAUGGUGUGGAAAAUCUUGGACACAUCAAGCAAUUCAAAAUGGGAGAAAGCUCUGGAUGCCUUUCAAUGUGCUGCAAAACAAAAUAUGGAAACCCACCGGUUAUUUUUUAUGAUAAUGUUAGCCGAUUGGUUGACAAAUAUCAAAAAAUAUGCCAAGGAUAAUGCUGAUAGCAGAAAAUAUGUUGCGGCAUUUGUCAGUAGUGAAAGGUGUUCUUCAAAGAAUGGAAUGUAA